CUACUGUGCCUACGUGGUGCAGCGCAACGUGACGUGCACGCUGCAGGACGGGGCCGAGAGCUACGUCAAGGCUGAGUACCACAAGUGCAGCUGGGGACCCAAGUGCCCAGGGAAAGUGCUGGUGAAACCAGGGUGUUUUCUGAGAGCAGAUGGACCCACAGCUGAAUUUUCUGCAGAGCCUCAGGUGCUGCAUCCAUGGACAACAGGGAAACAUGGAUUUUCCACGUGCUGGGGCCAUCAGUGAAUGUUUGUGCAGCUGGCUGCAAAUACUUCCCCUUGCUGCUGUUUGGAGCAGGAGUGGAAAGAUUUGGAGGUGCCCAAGGCUUUGAGCUGCUCUGCAGAGGCUGGGAUGACACAGAGAAGGUGCUGGGAUGACACAGAGAAGGUGCUGUGCCUUGUGGAUGCCACUCUCCUCCUUUCUUCACCCCCUGACAGUGGCUGGAGCAGCAAUCUCCCAUGGUACAUCCAGGAAGGUUUCUGCACACUACAACAGAAGGAAAGAUCAUUGAAACUCAGCAGCAUCUGUGAAGAGGAGUAACGAGAAGAGCUUGUUUUGAAAGUGCCCCUUUGGGAAAUUGAUGUUGAGAAUUUUUUUGAAGAGAUUCAAAGAGCAGAGGCUUUGGGUUUGGUUUACCCUCCUGCCCUGUGUGUGUAUGUCUCUGGGAAUCGUGUGGAAGCAGCACUGCCAGGGGCUGCAGCCUGGGCUGGGGACACUGUGGAUUCAGACAAGGACGUGGAUGGCAGGGGAUCAGCCCCACGUGCUGCCCUGACUGAUGGAUUAGUGCCUUCUGCAGCCCCUCUGCAGCACGGGUGGCUGUGCUGCUCCUCCAAGACCUUCUGCUGAACAUGAAGAACAAGAGGCUGAUGGUGUGUGUUGUUGUAAAACAGCAAACUUCAGGAUUUUCAGGCCCUGGUAAAUUCAGAUUGGAUAUUUCCAGAAGGCAGGCUUAAAGCAUUGGUAUUUAGAGGUGGUGAGAAAAGUGCCAUGUUCAGCCCUGUACAGCUCAGCUGGUGGGGACACAGGUGCCAGCAGGGCCCUGCCCCAUCACUGCUGCCUCACAGGACAGCAGGGAGCAGCUGGAUCCUCCCCAUCCAGAGCGACAGCAGAGGGGGAAGCUGUGAGGUGGGCUUGCACCUUGUGUGCUGGGUAUGGGAGGAUCAAUGCUGUAGUACCCAAAUUCAUGAUGGAGACACUUCCCAGGGCAUCCCAGCAGGGUAAGGAGCCAUCCCUCUGUGCACAUCACAGUAUCACCCUGGAGACCCUCACCAGGCCAGCCCAACCCAAGCCCCUUUAGGCUUCCCAGCAAACUGAUGCCCUCCACACAGAGAGAAAACACCUUUCCAAAGGUAUUUCAACCCUCAUGGGGACUUCCAGACAGGAUUACAGUUGAGAAGAGGAUUUUUUUGAUCCCACUAGGAAAUUCUGUAGGUCAAUUCAAAGUGCAAACCACUUUUUACCAGCAGUCCAUUUCCCUCUUGGAAGUGAUGUGAGCUUGCAGGGCUUUUGAGAUCAGUUCCACCAUUUCAUCUUGUGCUCUGCUGGCCAGAAGUUGCCAGUGUGGCAUCUGUCACAGUGGUCACCUAUCAGGCCAGGGACUGCAGCAAGACACUUAGAGCUGCAGUUCUAAAUCAACCCAGUGUCCCAGGUUAAAAAAUACUUGACCAAACCCCCACCAUAAUGCUGCACUGAGCUAUGGUGCAGCAAGAGCUCUUGGAGAAGAGGGGCCAUGGUCUGCAGGUCCAGCACAAGGAUUUCAGCCAGGCUUCCCCCUGUGCCCAGAUCUCCCACAUCCAGAUCUGUGACCCUGCUCUGUUGCUUGAUAAGGUUGUUUCUCUAAACUGUCUUCUCUCUCUCUCUCCCUCCCCUCUCCUGGCAAGGUACCGCACCUUCUUCAGGCCCAAAUACAAGAUUGGAUACAAGACAGUGACCGAGCUGUCCUGGAGGUGCUGCCCAGGCUUCAUGGGAGAAGGGUGCCAUGACAGCCCGACAGACCAGCCUGGCCUUCUGCCCCAGCAUCCCAGCCCUAAAAUGCCCCCUGGGCAAAAGAUGUUUCCAAUGCCCAGACUUCCUCCCUAUCCCAAAAGCCACCCUGACCUUUUUCCAGGACCAAAGAAGAAUCAAUAUGGCAGGAAGCUGCCUGGCCUCUUCGGGGACCGCCUGGAUCGGCUGGAGGAGGAGGUGAGGCGCCUGUCCCAGUCCUACGACAGCCUGCACACCAUGGUGAGUGGGCUGGGGGACCGCCUGCGGUUGGCCAUCCAGGAGGACACCACCAAGAUGAUCGGCUCCCUGAUGAACAGCCCGGGCACGCCAGACUCAUCCGUGGGCUUCGGCAUCAUUCCCGACGGCCUGGUGGAUGUGGCAGACAAAGCUGACAUGGCCACCUACCCUCCCGUAGGGGACAUCCUGACCAAAGUGACCGAGGUGAGCGACGUGCUGAAAACCAAGGCAGAUCUGCUGCACGAGGUCCGGGGCAUGGUCCUGGACCACGACGGGCAGAUCAAGCACCUGCUGGAGUCCUCCCGGCCCUCGCCCCUCACCUCCAUCGACCUGCUGGAGGAGUAUGUGGACACCAGGCUGAGCAGCCUGCGUGGAGAGCUGCUGGAUGGCUUCGAGAAGAAGCUGGGCAAGAUCCAGACCACGUGUGAUUUCCGCAUCCAAGAGGUGCGGCAGCAGUGCGAGGAGGAGAAAGCCGCCAACCUGCGGCUGCAGCAGACGCUGGAUGGGAAGGAGCUGGAGAUCAAGAAAGAGAUCUCUCAGCUGGAGACCCAGAUCCAAGGGCUGACGGUGGUGGAAAGCUGCUGCAGCAACCUGGACUACCUCACGGAUCGCAUGAACAUCCUUGAGAAAGGCCUUCACAGCAUCUCUGAGUCCCAGAAGAACCUGCACUCACGCCUGGAUGGAGAAAUCUCCACUGCCACCCUAGGGAACCUCUUUGAAGGGCGCUUCGAGGACCUGGAAGCCAGGCUCAAUGACACAGAGAGGGAAAUGGGGAGCUGCUGCUCUGGUAUAGAGGACAGCAUGAAAGGCACAGUGGUGGCAGAGGUGGAUGGCAUGAGGACUGCUUUUGAAGACAAAAUGCAGACCCUGGAGGACAGGUUCAUGACCAUCGUGGGGGAGCUGAACAAUGUCAGUUCUCCCAUGGGCAUGGACGGAGCAGUGGUGCCUGUGCUGGAAGGGGAGCUUGCCAGCAUGAGGAAACGGACAGAUGAGACACUGGAGGCGUUGCAGAACCGCCUCAUCACCCUGGAGACCACCUGCUCCCUGGGCUGCACCUCUGCCUCCAAAGAUGUGGAGACCUUUCGGACGGAGAUCGAGGACUGCCAGAACAAGAACCAGGACCUGCUCCUCCGGAUGGACAGCAAUUACGACCUCCUGCGCAAGCUGAACGCCACCAUCCUGGAGAUCCAGCGGCGAAUCGAGGAGGAGGCAUCGGGGGCUUUGCAAGGGGAGAUCACCUUGCUGAAGAUCAACCUGAACACUGUGAGCAAGUCUCUGACAGGGCUCAAGGACUCCGUUUCCCAGUACUCAGACACCGUGACACAUGUCAACUCCUCACUAGAUGAGCAUGAGAGGAAGAUUGAGGAUGAGGUCCACUCCAUCCAGGAGAAAGUCAACGACCAAGGUUCCCAGCUUUUCUUCAGCAACCGCCGCGUCCUGAACCUCAAGGGAGACCUGGAGCGACUCAAAGCCAGGAUUGUCAGCGACCUGAGCUCCUGCAAGAGCGUGGCCCACAGCCUGCAGCAGGAGGUGUCUCGCUUCGACGAGCGGGUGGCGCGGGUGGAGAGCGCCUGCGGCAGGCUGGGGGCCAUCCCCAGCAGCCUGGAUGACAUCAGGGAGGAACUGGAGAAACACACGGGCAGUCUGUGGGACUACAUGGACCACAUGAACGGGACACUGGCUGCCCACUCUCAGGAAAUAACAGGACUGAAGGACAACUUGCUUGACUGCCAAGCCAAGGUCUCUGAGCUGGCAGAACAGGUCGGGCACUUGGAGGAGAAGGCAGAGAGAAGGCAGCACUAGCUACACUGCCAUGCCAUGUGUCUUCCUUCUCCUGCUGUGAAGGACAGGAUUAAAUUAUAUCACACAGACUCACUCCAAUGUGACAACAGUUCUUGGGAUAAUUUUUUUUAUGAAAAGCUGCUACAUUUUUUUUUCCCUUAAUCUUGUUGGUCCCACUUCUCCUUAACUCCACCGUGCUGGUGCUCCCCUCCUGAUGCUCAGCAACUGUCCUGACCCUGGCACAGCAGUGUCACUGCCUCCCGGCUGGGGGUGUUGCUUUGGCUCCUGGGCUGAUGACCCCAGAAGGACAAUUCAAGAGUAAGCUGGAGGCAGAAACAUUUCUUUUUCAUUUCAUUUUUGUGGAUUUAUCGUUUCUUGAAGAAUAAAACCCUGUAGUUAUCAGCUGAGGAAUAGUUUCUCUGACCUAAAGACCACCUGCAUCUUAAUCCAGAGACUGAGCAGAGCCAGGGCUCCUUGCAGGGAACAAAACUCACCACAGGAAUUGUGGAUUUCAAAGAACACACGUAUUCACACGUCCCUCCGGGAACUGGCUUCCCUUCCCCGAGAUGGCAGCCCUCCUUGUGUAUGGUAAAUCCAUUUAUAAUGCUCCCUCCUCCAUGCAGAUGCAUAUGCCUUAUGGAGCAUUAGGGUGUGCAUUAGGAAAACACAUAUGCAUAUAUAUAUAUAUAUGGUAUGUGUGUGUAUAAUUUUGAAUGAUUCUGUGUCAUGGUGCUCAUCUGAUUCCAGUUUCCUACUGCUGCCCCCAUGUCCUCUGCCAGAUUCCAAAGACCCAUACCGAGUAGCUAAAGUGGCAGCAGUGUUUGGAGAGAGCCCCAUGGUUCUGGGGUUGCUGUGCUUUGCAAUCCCACUUUGCUGGGCUCUCUGGCUACACCUGGGACUGACAUGAUGGUUAUGGAAAACACGUGUCUUCCCUGAGGAGAGAUGUGUCCAUAGGUCUCUGCAGAGACCAAGCUGGGCACAGAGCAGUCCUGUCCUCCAGCUCUGGCUCUCUCCUGUUUUAUUGCUUAAGCUGUGAACUCCAUCAUGUCAUCCCAGGCAGGAGAGUUCCAGCUGCUGCAGGGUGUGAGUGCAGCAGUGGACGAGCAGGAGCCUGUGUCCUCCUCAUGCUCUUCUGAUCCCAGUGAGAUGCCAGUAGCCCUGGGACCAACACCAAUGUGGAACCAGGCAAGCCAUCUGUGAGAACACCUCUGGAGGCCUGUUCUCAGCUCAGAAUGAAAAACCCACAUCAUUUGCCCAGUUUGACUCUGCUUUCCCACAAAUAGGCAGGCUGGAAAACAUUGUCCAUGUUCCUGAGCAGCUCCAGCCUUGUCCUACAGAGCUGUUGCACACAGAAUCCACCUCUCCCUAGGAGCCCACCAUGGGCACCCUCUGCUGAUCAGCCAGUGGGGACUUCAUUACCAGGCUGAGGAGGAAAUUAAAGAGCCUCCAUCCAAGUAACUCUGGCACUUUAUAGAAGAGGAACAUACUUUUGUCUCAGCAUUGUAGCUUAUGAACCUCCCAAACCAGCCAGGCUCUCACACAGUGCCUGUCACCCUCAGCAGGCUGUCCCUGCUCAUCACCAUCAUUCCCUCCUUGAUGCCCCCUGAUUGCAUGAAGGAGCAGCUCUGUGCUCUGACUAGCAGAGCUCCAAACCAGCAGCUGCUCCCAGCAGAGAUGCAUCUGGGCACCUUUUUCCCCCAGAAAAUCUGGGUGAGCUCCCUUAAGCAUGCUUCCAGUUUAGGGAGGACCACAAGGAUCACUGAGUCAAGUAGCCACACCAUAUUCCCUGAGGCAGUCAAAGCUCAGUCCCCUUCCAGAUGAGCAUGAGCUGUGGAAGCAUGGAGAGGACAAAUUGCUCCCUCACCACUUGCCCACCCCUGGCCAGGUGCUUGCAGCACCAGAAUUCA
Molecule: messenger RNA, 5907 nt
Organism: Passer domesticus (house sparrow)
Lineage: Eukaryota; Metazoa; Chordata; Aves; Passeriformes; Passeridae
Gene: EMILIN3
Product: elastin microfibril interfacer 3
Exons: 3
Coding region: 1694-4021 (775 amino acids)
Cellular component (GO): extracellular matrix
Molecular function (GO): protein binding
Source: RefSeq, a predicted model, not a curated record